Messenger RNA from Dermatophagoides pteronyssinus (European house dust mite), 1207 nucleotides. Its product is annotated as sorbitol dehydrogenase-like. Gene Ontology annotation, molecular function: oxidoreductase activity, acting on the CH-OH group of donors, NAD or NADP as acceptor. NCBI's taxonomy places the organism in Eukaryota, Metazoa, Arthropoda, Arachnida, Sarcoptiformes, Pyroglyphidae. The record is from RefSeq and is a predicted model, not a curated record.
UCAUUGUGGGUGAUAAUGAAUUCGGCCUUAACGGAUUCAAUAAAAAAGUAUUUUGCAACAUUACUAUUAAAAAUUCCUUCAGUUCGAGUAUCAUUAAAAAUGGAUAGUAUCAAAAGUAAUGAAGCAUUUCUUUUGAAUGGAAAAAAUGAUGCAAAAGUUGUACCAUAUCCAGUGCCACCAAAUCCAGCUCCGAAUGAGGUUUUAUGUAAAGCAUUGGCCGUUGGUAUUUGUGGUUCAGAUAUUCAUUAUCUUAAAGAAGGACGUUGUGGAAAUUUUAUUGUAAAAGAACCAAUGGUACUUGGUCAUGAAACGGCAGCCGAAAUUGUUGCUGUUGGUUCGAAUGUUAAAAAUUUUCGACCUGGUGAUCGUAUUGCUGUUGAACCAACUGUACCAUGUGAAAAAUGUGAAUGGUGUUUGAAAGAUAAAUAUAAUCUUUGUCCCGAUGUUAAAUGUCAUGCAACACCACCAAUUCAUGGUACAUUACAACGUUAUUUUAUUCAUCCGGCAAAAUAUUGUUUCAAAGUUCCGGAUAGUUUAACAGCCGAACAAGCUGCAAUUGUUGAACCAUUAGCUGUUGCUGUACAUGGAUGUCGCCGUGUACCGAUUAAAAAAGAUUCAACAGUUUUAGUAACCGGUGCCGGUCCUAUUGGUCUUUUAGUAAUGGCUACAGCAAAAGCUUUCGGUGCUAAACGUGUUGUUGUUACCGAAAUCAAUGAAUAUCGUUUAGGUUUAGCUAAACAAAUGGGUGCCGAUGAAAUAUUAUUAUUUGAUCGUUCAACAACUGAACAACAAAUGAUUGAUAAAAUAAAAGAAUCAUUUGAUGGAAAUUUUCCCGACAUAACAAUGGAAUGUUCAGGUUUUGGUGGUAAUUUUCGUAUAGUUAUGUUAACAACUAAACCUGGUGGUCAUUGUAUGAUGAUUGGUAUUGGUCCGGCUGAUUAUAAUCUACCAAUUGCAAUGGCAGCAGCACGUGAAAUUACUAUAUUAGGAGCAUUUCGUUAUCGAAAUUGCUUUCCUGAAGCAAUUGAUUUAUUGGCAACAGGACGAGUUAAUGUUGAUCGUUUAAUAUCACAUCGUUUUGAUUUUAAAGAUAGUUUAGAAGCUUACGAAACAGCAGCCUCUGGUAAAGGAAUUAAAAUUAUUAUUAAAGUUUGAAUAUUAAAGAACAAACAAAACAAAACAAAGAUAAAAAUCGUCAAAAACAAUU